ACAAUACAUGUAUCACGUUCGCGAUCUCGCUACCAACCAACAGCAAGCAACAACACAACAACAAGAUCAAGGACGCCAACAACCAGUGCGGCCAACACCCUACGGUCCAUGGAAAGCUUUGACGACUCUUUGUCAUUUGGAAGCUGUUGCACAGUCGUAGUCUGUAACGUAAGGAGAGUAACCCCAGAAAAAGAGAUUAAAAGGAAUGGUGACGAAGCACUGAAGGAAGAGGUUUCCCGAAUUUUCAGCCUACCGGAAGUUCGGCUCUCUGAAGACGAAAAGCGUACGUUGCACCUUUUGGUUACUGCUGCGCAAACAGGCAAUAGUUUCAGAACAAUUUGGUCGACAAUCAAGGACGCAUUAGAAACAAGCCACCCCGAAGAGUUGGCCAAUUUCCAACAGGCUCGACAGAGUGUUGGUGAACGUUCCCUGGAAAUCCAACAAAGCAUUUUGCGGCAUGCCCUUGGAGGGCAUGAGCAACAGCCACCGCUGCACGUAAUCAGGCGCAGCGAUGAACAGUGUGCCUCGUCGCUGGAAAGUAAAGGAAACUCCAACUCCGCUGGCAGUAAGAAAAAACGCAAAGUCGCUACCCAAGAGGUGGAUACCGAAAUCCUACAGUUACUCAAGGGUGUCCUGGGGCACUUGUCGCCGGGGGCGCUUGAUCAGCUGAAAACUGACAUACAUGUAGGAGCAGUUCCUUUAGAGGAGAACUCUGAAAACGAAAGCUAUGGGAGCGAUUCUUCGAAAUAUACGAACAUUCUCACGAAUUUCAUGAGCUUGAUCCAUGAAGACUCUGGUUUAACUGCAGGUGACGGACUGGUUGCCAGGAAUGCUUUUGUUGCAACUCUCCAUCAAUGCCCGAUUACCUUUUAUUUGAUGCGAGAAGCUUUGUUGAACGACGACAAUGAUGACAGUUUGAUCGCGGAGAGGGAAGCGAUGGAAAGAGAUUACGGAGAGGCCAACGAUGGAAAAACUGUAGCCACAGGUAGUAAGCUUUCGGACUAGAUUGCCAUCCAAGGAGGCGGCACUAUCUCCUUGUCUUUCAUGCGGGAUAAAAAGUAUAUGCGUUAGUGGGAAGACCAUUUUUUUCUUUUUUUGUAAGUAUCACAGUUGAUAAUCGUGAUCCCUGUCCAGUACAACGAAUAGCACAGAUUCCUUCCAGCCUCCUGGCCUCUGGUACAUAUACUGUACAUGUACUAUAUUGUACUGUACCACACAAACGAGCAGAGAGUAAAAAAUUCUAUUUGACAACCCUGGGGGGUGCCUCAA
Molecule: messenger RNA, 1269 nt
Organism: Seminavis robusta
Lineage: Eukaryota; Bacillariophyta; Bacillariophyceae; Naviculales; Naviculaceae
Source: the annotation of a GenBank genome assembly